ACAAGGUCCUAUGUCCUUCCUUCCCCAUGCAAAGUUUGUGGCUAAUCUGUUGACAAAUUGAAUCCUCCACCACCCACUUCUUAUCCCACAGCCGCCGUCCACGCCGUCGCCAAACGAAUCCCUCCUCCGCCGCACAACUAAAACACAUUUCCACACAGAGUAGAUAGAGAGAGAGAACUAAUGGCGAUAUUCUCAUCAUUAUUGAGCUUCCUGUACCCGCCGCCUCCGUCUCUGUACCUCGCGGCGAUGUCCGCCAUAAACUUCUUCGCGCUGAGCAACGCCGGAUUGAAGGAGACGAGAGGGAAGCACAUGAACUACUCGAAGUUUUACAGAUCUAGAUCCGGCCAGAAAUCGCCGGCCAGAAUCUCGAGCAGAACAGGGAUGGCGAUUUUCUACGCUCCCGCUUUCCUUGCCGGCGCGGCUUCGUUUUGGAUCUUCCCCGUUGCAGAUUUCAGGUUCCGUUUGGUAUCUGCUGCUCUUACCAUCCAUUUCUUCAAACGACUCCUCGAGGUAAUGUUUCUUCACAAAUAUAGUGGCAGUGUUGAUGUGGAGACAACAAUUACCAUAUCCCUUAGUUACUUCACAGGCACUGCAAACAUGAUCUACUCUCAGCACCUAGUCCGCGGAUUUCCAGACCCAAGAGUCGACCUGAAAAUCUUCGGGCUCGUGAUCUUUCUCCUCGGCAUAACGGGUAAUUUCUACCACCACUACCUUCUUUCUGUGUUGAGAAGAAACGAUGGCGAGAAGCAGUAUAAAAUACCCCAAGGUGGGUUGUUUGGUCUUGUGGUGUGCCCGCAUUACCUUUUUGAGGUUUUGGGGUUUGUCGGGAUUGCUUGCAUUUCUCAGACAUUGUACGCGUCUGUUUUUGCUUUGGGUACGUGUUUUUAUCUGAUGGGGAGGAGUGUUGCCACUAGGAGAUGGUAUUUGUCCAAGUUUGAAAACUUCCCCAAGGGUAGGAAGGCAAUGAUUCCUUUUCUCUUUUAGCUCUUUGGGAUCAUUGUGCUGUGUAUAAAUCUGUUUUGACACUAUGUGUUUCAAGACAUGUCUAGGUGGCCGAGUUAAUAAGUGUUUGUGAAACAUAAGAUGUCAAACUUUGGUGUGAUUGUAGUACGGUUCUUAAUUAUGCUAGUUGUGUGCUAAAUGUAUUUUUUAAAAGAAAAAUUUGUACCAUCUUUUGGCAUCUUGGAUGUUGCCAUGUCUGAAAUUGUCACGUGUGCCGUUAUACUCUUUUUUCAACUCCGGAGAUUGAAGUGUAUGUUUCCAUGACUUUGGCAAUAGUAUUG
Cuscuta campestris is the source of this 1283-nucleotide messenger RNA. Lineage: Eukaryota; Viridiplantae; Streptophyta; Magnoliopsida; Solanales; Convolvulaceae. The record is from the annotation of a GenBank genome assembly.